AUGCGAGCAGCAGUGCUCCUGGUGGCAGAUGGAUGCGCAAAGGCAGUCGGUGGUGCAAGUCCUUCGCCUCUGUUUGGUAGCGAUGACAGCUCCAGAUGCGUUCACUUCCAAAGGCCAGGCAAGAUCCUCAUCUACAAGAAGGACACUCCUAUCUUUCCAAUUGGCAUAGCAGUGCCAUCGGACAUGAUAGCGAAGUCCGUUCCGAGAAAGACCCGACUGACCGCCGGGUUCGUCGGAAGCAGAGCCGGUGGGGAGGUGAAGGAAUACAAAUUCGGCCCCAUGGAUGAAAGAAGGUAUCACGAAUUCUAUCGUCGCCAUCGGUUUGCUCAUACGAAGAAGAAAGGUGGCUGGGAUGCCACGAGGCAUGCCGAGAUCCUUGCCGUGGGCACAGUACCGAACUUCACUGGCCUGGCCCAGGCACCUCCCCUAGCGGUGCCCUUCGUGCCCAAGUCCUUGCUGCUAAAGGCGAAGCGUCAGCUGCUACCUUUCUCUUUGCGCUUGGAGGCUGUCUACAAUGCAACAGUGGAGAGGCUCCUGGACCACACACGCAGGUGCUUGUCUGUCGAGUCGAUGGCGGCGCGUGUCUUGCGGAGCAUUGGGUUGUGGCCGACUCAGCGACCUCUUCGGCUGCUGUAUGUCACCUGUGGCUUUGGUUUUACUGGAGCAGGCGAUGGAUGGCAAGGUCCCGUAAGCAUCGGCAUCUUUCUGGGCCUGCAGAGCUUGCUGAAGAGCAUCCCAGGCUCUCGCAUUGUCGAUGCGCCUGCCAUGGAGCUGAAUCCAAACUUUUGGCGCGGGGACAGCGAACCGCGGUCAAGCUUUUGGUACCUCGCUGACGAGCGCCUCGCUCGGAAGCAGGAGGAAGCGCUCCGCUUGAGGAUGUAUGGCUUUGGGUUCUCCUACGCCCGAAGGGUGCUUCCCGAGGCGCUCGCCGUUCGUGCAGAGCGGGACUUGGUGACGCAGAGCCUUUUCCGUCGCGAAUUCGAUGGCAUCAUCUACGGGAAGGUUGGCCCCAACCAGGCCUGCGAUCCUCUGCCUUUCUUCAACGAGGUGCAGGCUGCCGGCUACCCUUACGAGCGCGUGGCCCUUAUCUACGGUGGGGACUUCGGCUUGGAGACAAAGUUGGUGGCCCAGCAUGCUCGCAUCUUCUCCGGUCAUGGCAUCAUCUUUUUCCGCGAGAUGAUUGCCCCACUGGACGACUUCCACUGGGUCCCUGCGCGGGUCUACCCCAGAGCUUGCUACGCUGAUCCAACGUGGAAGCAGUUCUUUCACCUUUGGUAUCAGCGCUUGGAGUGCUGGGGGUGCCCCGAGAUUGAUGUGCCAGUGCGAGAGGAGCUAUGGGGGGAGCUUCGUCAAAUGGCUGCCGGCCGUCCAUGGCAAUCAGGUGUUGGGAAAAUGGAGCUCAUGCCUCCUUGUUGGAGUGGCUUGGUACUUCUGGCCGUGCCACUGCUGGCAGAUGGGGGAAUGCCGGCAAAGAAGCCCUCGUCCGAAGACCUCGAAGCCAGAUGCGAGUUCUUCUACCUGCAGCUGCGCAAGGCCCGGCCUUUCCUCAGCUUCCGAACGCGGCCGUGGCCGCGCUGGCGACAGCGGAGAGGCGCCCUGGCGUUUCGGGAGGCCUUCGGCAUCAGCCCCUGGGAGAUCAGGGCCUUCCUGGACUCUGCCUGCCGAGGGCCAGGCACAGGUGCCGGCCUCUUCCAUUCGCGCUUCGCGAAUGAGGCAAGGCGGCCGCUGUCAGAGCUCCGGAGCACUUGGAGAAGCUCCGAAAAACAUGACGUGUGGAGCCCGCAACUGUUUUUUGUGCCUGGAGGGCAGGUGUCUCGAGAAUCCUCGAGUCUUGAGUACGGCAGCAACAACUCGCGGCCUGCUGUGGCUUACAAGGAAAGGUAUGGCGGGCAUGGGGAUGCCGGGAUGACGGGCCUCCGAUGA
Messenger RNA from Symbiodinium sp. CCMP2456, 1923 nucleotides. Lineage: Eukaryota; Dinophyceae; Suessiales; Symbiodiniaceae. The record is from the annotation of a GenBank genome assembly.